AUGAACACAAAGAUCUCUGAAGCUCUCAUUCCAUUUCGCACUGAGUGGGUUGCCCCAGGUGGUUUCGCUGGUCUUUCAGGAUGCAAGACAUUCGUCAUCGAAGAAGACAACCAAAAGCUUACAACAGACUUAGAUGGCAAGCUCCUUGUCAAGCCAGACAAGCUUACAGUUAUCUCCUACCUUGCCGGCAAUGAUCCAGAAACAGUCACAAUCGGUGAGUCAUACAUGCUCAUCAGAUCAUACUCCUUCGCUGGCUCUAAGGUCACAGGCUUCAAGGUAAAGAGUGGUACAAUCUCUGUUUGCGAGCACGCCUUCGCUCAGUGCCCUAACCUUGUCAACAUCGAAAUUCCAGACUUCCUUACAUUCACAACAAAGGGCCUCUUCCAGGACUGCGAGAACCUUGAGUCCGUCACAUUCAGAAGUGUCACAACAAUCAUGAAUUAUACAUUUGCUGGCUGCAAGAAGCUCAAGACACUCAACGUUCCAAACCUUCAGACAGUUGAGGACCAUGCCUUCGACGGCUGCACAUCCCUUGAUGGCGACUUCACAGGAUUCAAGUCAUUGACUUCCAUUGAAGCCUUCGCAUUCAAUGGCUGCGCCUUCAGCACACUUAAGAUCCCAGCUUCUGUUACAUACAUCGAACACCAUGCUUUCGCUAACAACCUUCAGCUUAAGGCUGCUUUCUUCAACGGUGCUUCCACAAAGUUUGACUCAUUCCUCUUCCGUGGUGAUGAUAACCUCUUAAAGGUUGUUUUCUAUGACAACAUCGCCGAAAUCGAAGCUGAUACAUUCGAUGGCACAAAGCAGCUUGGCACAAUCAUCUACUGUGGCAAGAACGCUCCACAGCCAGCUGAUGUCAAGAUUGUCCACACACCAGCUCUCUAUGUCUUCACAACAAACGAGUACUCCGGAAACACAUGGGCUGGCAUCAACAUUUACAAGAAGAUGCCACAGUGUGAAAUCGCUCCAUUCACACCAACACCAGUCCCACCAACACAACCACCAACAAAGCUACCAACACUCCCACCAACACAGGGACCAACACCACUUACACCAACAGCUGCUCCAGGACCAGACAACUCCAAGACAAAGAAGAUCAUCAUUGGUUCAGUAGUCGGUGGCCUUGGUAUUGUUGUUGUCGCUGUCCUCGUUUUCUUCUUGUUCUGCAGAAGAUCAGGAAAGGCCGAAGUCAUGAACAGCACACCACUCCUUUCCAACAACUAA
Molecule: messenger RNA, 1224 nt
Organism: Trichomonas vaginalis G3
Lineage: Eukaryota; Parabasalia; Trichomonadida; Trichomonadidae
Product: ribonuclease inhibitor domain-containing protein
Exons: 1
Coding region: 1-1224 (407 amino acids)
Source: RefSeq, a predicted model, not a curated record